Messenger RNA from Mus musculus (house mouse), 4977 nucleotides. Its product is annotated as predicted gene 10461. The record is from RefSeq and is a predicted model, not a curated record. The coding region runs from base 1 to 882 and encodes 293 amino acids. Lineage: Eukaryota; Metazoa; Chordata; Mammalia; Rodentia; Muridae. The transcript has 2 exons.
AUGCAUUAUCAUUUCACAGGCAGCAAAAUCGUCUCCUGGUCUCUUCCAGUCUGCAAAAGCUGGAAGCAAUUAUCAAGAAGCAAAACACAAACAAAAUUUUCGUUGACACAGGAGGACAGAGAACCGAACUCACGGGGAGGCGGAGUGGCAAGGCACUUAAAAGUGGCCGCUGAUUGUAACACGUCCCAACACCCUCAAACCCAAACAAAGGAAAACUUUAUAAACAGGUCGUGGUUUGCAAUCAAACCAAGUACAACCCGCCGCUCACCCGCUCGCUCCACGAGUUCCACUCCUCGCUCCAGACAGUUGCUGCGGGCGUCCGGCGACACAGACCUCCAGCCGCUAGGACGAGAAGGGGCCGCUGCCCUACCCUCUGGUCCUCAUUCGGGAGUGACCCCACGUCCUUUGGGGUGGAGGGUGCAGCGGCGGCACCACAUAGGCUGGACCACUAUCCGGACUCCCGCAGAAUCGGGAAGUACUGGACAGGGCGGAGACCGAGGCACUGGGCAAGCAGGUAGUGAGCCCAGGAGACGAGACACUCACGCCCGCCAGCCAGACCGCGGGAGGGGAGAAGUUUCUCCUCAACUUCCAGACUCCGGGACCAGUAGGCGGACAGCGGCAGGGGCGGCGGCGCCUCGAGAAGCCCGGGAGCAGGAGGGUGGAUGCCGAGGCCUAGAGCUGCCCGGUCCGGGUCAGCUGCCUACGUCGCGAGGCCACGCCGCGAGCUUACCUGAGUCCGGCCGCACUCGCACGGGUCGCCGCGGGGAGAAGGCGGCCGGCCGAGGUGGACGCCCGCGGGUCCCUCUCCCUUCUCCACCUCCAGGUCGCGGGGCGCCAGGAGGCAGCGACGGCGGCGCAGCCGGCCCGGGACGCUUUACUUGAGGAGGAGGGAACUCCCGGACGCCCGCACCCCGCGGCCUCCCUCUCUCCUCCUCUCGCCGCCGGCCCCGCCCCUCCGCUCCGGAUCGCGCGCGGGGCGGGGGUUGCGGCUACCUGCGCGCGCCCGCUCACCGGAACUCGCGCUCUGCUGUCUGCUGGGAGCGCCUUCCGGCGCGGGAGCUCUGCGCGGGGUCCGCGGGCCGCUGGGAGGCCCGGCCGUGUCGUGCCUGCCGGCCCAACAUGGCGCCAGGGGUCAGGCGUGCUCCCGAGGGGGCGUGAGGAGAAAGCAGCAGCGGCAUGUGGUUCCCUGCCUUGCCCGCACGCCGACUACCGCAACGGGCGAAGCGGGGCUCCGCCUGGCUCACCGAAACACUGAGGGGUGUGGGGCUUUGUUUUCGGAGGGUGAUCGGGGUUGGGGUUCUUUGGAGAAAGGUUGACUGUUCAUUUCUCAGCUUUGUGCCUCCGCACCCUUUGUCACUGAUAGUAAAAUCACAGUCGAACCGCGUGAGCCAUCAGGGCAGUGCUGACACCUUGGUUCUCGUCUGGCCGCAGAAGCUUCCUGUUGACUGUAGGUCGAACCAGCCUUGCCGCGCGAGUAGAACCGAACCUGAGUUGUGUUGGCAAUUCUCCCAGGAAUGGUGGCUCUCACUUAGAGUGGGACAGCAUUGUAUUUGAUCCUCGUAAUAGGGAACCCGGACAGGCACUGUGACUCUUCUUGACAGCUAUGAAAGCUGACGUUUGGGCCCCUUGAAGUGAAGAAGUCAAGAUGAAAGGUUUUUUGUUUGUUUUCCCUCCGAAGGCCUUGCAUCGUUUUUUCUGCUUGCCUUGUAGAAAAAGGAAGGGUUUAGGAGGAACUGAGGUACAAGAUUGAGAGGGUCAAAAGACAAUCUAGAAGUACUCCUGCUAAAGGCACGUCUGCCUUAUCACACUCUUAAUUUCCCUUUUGUAUUUCCUCUUUGGUGGGGUUAUUCGAAGUAUUAAUGUGGGACUGUUGGUUUCCUUUGUGGUUUUCAGAGAAAUUCAGCAUCAUCUUUGACAUAUCAACUCCGUCAGUAGUCUGGUACUUUAGCAACUUAAAUGCACACAGCUUUAAAAAGUUUCUUCAGAGAAAGGAAUGGGAAUCCACAUGAACAACUAUGUGUGAUGUAGCGCGGUGCUUUAUUUUGCCAUUGACUGGUGCAUUAAGGGGUUUUUUUGUUUUGUUUUGUUUUUUUUUUUUUUUUGUUUUUUUGUUUUUUUGUUUUUCUCUGUAUAGCUCUGGCUGUCCUGGAACCCACUUUGUAGACCAGGCUGGCCUCGAACUCAGAAAUCCCCCUGCCUCUGCCUACCAAGUGCUAGGAUUAAAGGCGUGCGCCACCACCGCCCAGCAAGUUUUUUCUUGAAACUAGAACGUUAGUUACUUGAGCUGUUGCCUUUCUAAACCUACAGAUAAAAUAGAAAUAUAUUUGUGACCCUAAACUCUCCCAAUUUAAAAGACAACAAACAAAAACCCUCUCAAUGUUAGUCUAACCUGUUUUGAAUUUGUUUUAUAUUUUAUUUUGUUUUACUUUGCUUGCUUUUUUGAGACAGAGUCUUGUGUAGCCCAGGAUAGCUUUGAACUUGCUGUGUAGCUGAGGAUGAUUUUUGAGCCCCUCCUUCUCCUGUCUCUACCUCCCAGUUUCUGGGGUUACAAGUAGGUACCAUCACACACAAUUUCUGUACUUUAAGGUAGGGAGAGAGUAUCAAAAAUACACCUACAACUUAAAGGUUACAUUUAAUGGCUAUUUUAGAAAUAUUCUUAAAGAUGGUGACAGGAUCUGGGAAAUUUUGCUGGGAAAUUUUGUUGUUAUAGAAACUAGUCAUAGCUAAAACCCUGUUUCUGAAAUGGUCAGGUGAGUGUCGGCUCAUGCAUCCCUCUUCACAAUGUUACAGUGUGUUAAGACCUAUCUUGAAACUUCUGGGAAAAUCAGCCCUAGGAAGGAAGGGGAAGGCCAGUGGAAAAUUUGAACUAUAUUAGGUAUUUCUAAAACUAAGGUGUUCUUACUUAUCAAAGUUGGCUGGAAGUUUGAAUUAUUAGAAGUUGAACUGAUGAUGACCAAUGGAACCUAUGAUUCUGCCUGGAAAUGUUCUUGCUUAGAAUAAAGUGCUUUCGGGGAGAGAUUUGCCCACUUCACUAAGGUCCUGGUAAUGAGUUUUUCUUCCUGCAACAGUGGGAAGCCAUGCACUGUAUGAUCUCCACCAUCCCUACUACGAGACAGACUUUUCUUUUCUUUUUUUUUUUUCCUUUUAAAGAUUUAUUUAUUUUUAUGUGAGUACAGUGUAGCUGUUUUCAGACACACCAGAAGGGGCGUCAGAUCUCAUCACAGAUGGUUGUGAGCCACCAUGUGGUUGCUGGGAAUUGAACUCAGGACCUCUGGGAGAGCAGCCAGUGCUCUUAACCGCUAAGCCAUCUCUCCAGACCUAGAAAGAGUUUUCAAAGAUAACUUUUACGCGCUAGGAGCAGGAUGUCCUUGUGUACACAUGGCAUGUAUCUGUGCUGUCCUGGCUUUGCCUUUUCCAGCUGGCCAUGCCUACUCCAAGCCCCACCCAGAAAGAGCACAAGAACCAUCCUAAGCUAAGAUUUGUAGGUUCAGGCAUUUCUUCUUUAGUGUGAGGCUCAUUAUAACAAACUCUCUGAAGCAGUACAGUUCAUUACUUACUCAAACUUUGUGUUUUCAUAACCUUGUAGUGGGCAUGGUGGAUUUGUUUUCCCUUCCUCUCAACUGACCUUCCUCCAAUAAAUUUCUUUUCAGCUUAAAUUAAGUAGAAAGUCUGUUCUUUGCAAGUAAGAAACUCAAUUUAGACCCCAGCUCUUGGGAGGUGGAGGUAAAGAAUCAGGAGUCCUAAGCCAUUUACUGAGUUUCAAGCUAACUUAGGCUCAACCUGUCUCAACCAAAAGUCCCAGAAAACAAAACUAAAGCAAAACAAAACACAAUUUAGCGUCUACUGCUUUGUAUUGCUGACUGACUAUCACCUCAGCUCUGAGGGCAGGAUUUCCUGCUUUCUGUUCAGACUAGGGGUGGGACACUUACAGGGGAACCGAUUUUCACAGACAGGGAAGGAGUAGCAGCACAGCCAGAGUGGAGGCAGGAACUUAAAGGAGCCCUAACAUAGUAAUGUGAUUCUUGCCAGGCACAAGGCUGACACAUCCUAAGUGAGGCAGUCAAGGCUCCCAGAUCAUGGCAUCACUUUCCCCCUGAGCACUAACUCAAACCUCAGACUUCUACUCAGCACAAUUUUGACAGCAGCUCCUUUCCUUCCAUGUGCCAUGUUUGUGGUUUCUAUAGUUUUUCUUGAGUGUUCUGGCCUGUGUUUUCUGGUAUCUGCAGCUGAUGUGUAAUAACAUUGGCAUUGCUUCUGGCCUUGAGUUUAACCUCCACUAAGUUGCUUCCAGUUUGCUACUUCUAAGGACUUUUACACAUGGGUUAGGAGAAGUAGAACCUAACUUUGCUUAGAGGCAAGAAGUUGAAGUUAGAAUGUUUACCAGAGCUGAUGGUUUAGAAAAGAAACUAAAUCAGGCUCUAUCUUUAAAGUUCACUGAAUAGGCUCAUGAAGCAUAAAAUAUAUUAGGGAGCUUUUUAUAAUUAGAUGUUUUCCAAGAUGGUGCUAGCUUGUUUUUUUGUUUUUUUGUUUUAAAUUUAUUAUAUAUGAGUACACUGUAGCUGUCUUCAGACACACCAGAAGAGGGCAUCAGAUCUCAUUAUGGGUGGUUGUGAGCCACCAUGUGGUUGCUGAGAUUUGAACUCAGGACUUUUGGAAGAUCAGUCAGUGCUCUUGCCCGCUGAGCCAUCUCUCCAGCCCACUAGCUUGGGUUUUAGACAAUGUAUUUAGAAUGUAUAUUUUUCUAACUUUCUUUAAAUCUCCUUUCUAAAGCUGAACAGAUUUUGUUGCAACUUUAGCUAUAAAGAUCAUUUUCUCAUAUAUAUCUGACAAAAUUGUAAACCCUGACUUACUGACAUAACUACAAUGUUUUUAAUGCUUUAACAAAAUGUAUUCACUCUUCUUUGACUUGUAUGUGAGUAGAGCUUUUGAUGAGUUGAAAUUGUUCAUUUUUUUUUCUUUACUAAAAAGAAACACAUA